Messenger RNA from Sphaeramia orbicularis (orbiculate cardinalfish), 12808 nucleotides. RefSeq names its product calcium channel, voltage-dependent, P/Q type, alpha 1A subunit, a (gene cacna1aa). The transcript has 50 exons. NCBI's taxonomy places the organism in Eukaryota, Metazoa, Chordata, Actinopteri, Kurtiformes, Apogonidae. Gene Ontology annotation, cellular component: neuronal cell body; voltage-gated calcium channel complex; membrane. Gene Ontology annotation, biological process: calcium ion import across plasma membrane; chemical synaptic transmission. The record is from RefSeq and is a predicted model, not a curated record. Gene Ontology annotation, molecular function: high voltage-gated calcium channel activity. Bases 1718 to 9250 code for a protein of 2510 amino acids.
AGGUCUUUAGGAAAUACACACUCAUCCAGAGGUGGAAGGACAGGAGAAAGAGUCACACACUUGCCGAUGUCACCUAAUCCUCUACGCCAAUAGGCUAUUUUACGCAUUAUUUUAAAAUGUUCCGGAGUUGGAGCGGUCCGGUCCAACUGGGCAGGGCUCCUGCGCGAAACACCUUCAAAUAAAUGGGCGAUAGACGAUGCCAGCGUCCGUGACAUACGUCUGGAAGUUGGACGAAGUGCGUGCGUCAUGUGCUGCGGCUGCAGAACCGUUCCGGCUCUUAUUUUAAUUCACACAAGCUGAGAGACAGACAUGAAUCUGAGGCGCGGUGCGACUGUUGAAUUUACAGACAGAUUCUGCCCUGAAUGGUGAAGAAACAGCCGGUCCCCUCCCUUUCAUUUUUCUCUCCAUCCAUUUACCAAUCCAUCUCUCCAUCCAUCCGUCCGUCCGUCUGUCCCUCUCCUCCUCCCCCUGGGGCCGCUGGACGAAGAGAGAGGAGGCCGUGAGGAACGCAAUAGCCUACUCCAAUGAGAGAGAGAGAGAGAGAGAGGACGAUCUGCCAGGACAUUUGGGCUUAUCAGUGCGGACGAAGGUAGAGUUUUAGGGGCGGGGAUGGUGAGGGACUUUAUCGGCACUGCUGCACCUCGAGCGGCCAAACCAAGAUCAUGAGAGGGUGUAAGACGGCGGAGAAGCGGCCGUCAUAUCCUUGCCUUUGACGACGCCGUCCGUGUGUCCCUUGCUCAGUUUCUGGAUGGUCGCUCAGGUGACGGAGAGAAGAUGCAACGAGGGAGGAUGCUACUGAAUUCACUUAAGAAAAUUGUUUCAUCUACAGCGUUUGACUACAAUGACAACGACAUUUCAAAGGAAAACGGUAUUUUAUCUUUUUUCUCUCUCCUCUAGUGCAUUCUAAAAUAAGACUAUAAUAGCAAAUGCCACAUUUUUCGGUCUCAAUGGCUUGUCAGAGCGCACUGGUAAAACAACUGUAAGGUGGCGGGAGCCACAUUAUUGCCACACUGUACCAAACAUUGCGGAUGUUUCGAAAUAAAUAAAUAAUAGUAGCUUUUCCCUUUAUAAUGCCAUUUUAAGUCUGUGGAAAGGCGACUGUUCCCAAAAUGCCAAGUUAAACAUCAGUGGCCGCCGAAGGAAGGCGCUGGGCUGUCAGUGGUUUUCAGAUGUGUUUUUCGACAAUAUCUGAUUUCUUGAGGCCCGAGUCAGAGGCGUUCGUACUGUCAUUACAUGUUGUCAUUAGAGUAACGGGAUAAAUCUUCCAGAGAGGUGCAGGAGGCUGUGGUGCGCUCUGAUCCAAGCAUGAACCAUGGAGAACAUGAAACAUUCAUGUCAACUGGCUCCAGUCACCCCAUGAUUUCAUGUUGGGGGCGAAUCCUGCUUUUUACGGACAUUCAAUCGGAGACACCCCACAGCACUAUCCCACAGUGCAAGCAGCCAGCCAAACGACCACACAUUUAAUUUCCUCACACCCACAACUGGCCGUUGGCAGAGACGCACAGAGACGAAGACGGUUCAUGGGCGGCCUCGUCUGCUGAAUCCAAGAGCUGCAGAGGCUCGCCGGGUGCAGGUGCUCAGCCAUUGCCUACAAGACAACCCGUUGUGCACAUGAGACGUUUUGAUCCAGAUGGGAUGUAAUGUUGUGUGGCUGCACAGCUGAGAAUUGGUCUCCUUCUCCGCUGCUUCAUAAAGAUUGGCUUUCGGUGUCCAGAGAAUGGCGCGGUUCGGAGACGAGGUACCGGCCAGGUAUGGCGGUGGCCCGGGCGGCCGCGGUGGUAGUAGGCAAGGAGGACCCCACGGACAUGGUCACGGUCACGGCCACGGGCAUGGACACGGGCAUGGCCACGGUCCACCCGGAGGGCCCGGAGCCCAGAGAAUGUACAAGCAGUCUAUGGCGCAGAGAGCCCGGACUAUGGCCCUCUAUAACCCCAUUCCUGUGCGCCAGAACUGUUUUACUGUCAACCGCUCGCUGUUCAUUUUCAGUGAGGAUAACUUCGUAAGAAAAUACGCCAAAAAGAUCACCGAAUGGCCUCCAUUUGAGUGGAUGAUUUUAGCCACCAUCAUUGCCAACUGCAUUGUCCUAGCCCUGGAGCAGCAUUUGCCUGAUGGGGACAAGACGCCGCUUUCUGAACGCCUGGAUGAUACAGAGCCGUACUUCAUAGGGAUCUUCUGUUUUGAGUCGGGAAUUAAGAUCCUGGCACUUGGUUUUGCCUUCCACAAGAAUUCCUACCUGAGGAAUGGAUGGAACGUCAUGGACUUUGUGGUGGUGCUCACUGGGAUCCUGUCCACUGUGGGUUCAGAGUUUGACUUGCGGACCCUCAGGGCUGUGCGAGUAUUGAGGCCCCUCAAACUGGUGUCCGGUAUUCCCAGCUUACAGGUGGUGCUCAAAUCCAUCAUGAAGGCCAUGAUUCCUCUGCUGCAAAUUGGCCUGCUGCUUUUCUUUGCCAUCCUUAUGUUCGCCAUCAUCGGCCUGGAGUUCUACAUGGGCAAAUUCCACACAACCUGCUUCGACAAUCACACAGCUGAGAUCAGAGAAGAGUUUCCGUGUGGGACGGAACCUCCAUCACGGCUGUGUCCAGAAGGCACCACAUGUAGGAAGUACUGGUUGGGACCAAACUAUGGCAUCACCCAGUUCGACAACAUCCUGUUUGCUAUCCUCACUGUCUUCCAGUGUAUCACCAUGGAGGGCUGGACUGACCUGCUCUACUAUAGCAAUGAUGCCUCAGGGAGUGCAUGGAACUGGAUGUACUUCAUCCCCCUCAUCAUCAUCGGCUCCUUCUUCAUGCUCAACCUGGUGUUGGGUGUGUUGUCAGGGGAGUUUGCCAAAGAGAGAGAGCGUGUGGAAAAUAGGAGUGAAUUCCUGAAACUCAGAAGACAGCAGCAGAUUGAAAGAGAACUCAAUGGUUACCUGGAAUGGAUCUGCAAAGCUGAAGAGGUCAUCCUGGCAGAUGAUGACAAUGAUGCCGACUAUGAUGGUUCCCGCAGGAGAGCCACAAAGAACCAUAAGAGCAAGGCUGAGCUUCUAAACCCAGAGGAAGGGGAGGGGGAUCUGGCUGUAGGGUCACCGUUUGCCCGUGCCAGCUUGAAGAGCUCCAAGCUUGAAGGAUCAGAUUUCAAGCGGCGGGAACGACGGCUGCGCUUCUUUAUCCGACAUGCUGUUAAGUCCCAGGCCUUCUAUUGGACCGUGCUGUGUUUGGUGGGCCUCAACACGCUGUGUGUGGCUGUAGUCCACUAUGACCAGCCAGAACCACUCUCAGAUUUUCUUUAUUUUGCUGAAUUCAUCUUCCUGGGAAUAUUCUUGACAGAGAUGAUGGUAAAGAUGUAUGGCCUGGGGAAGCAGGCCUACCUCAACUCCUCCUUCAACUGCUUCGACUGCAUUGUUAUUUGUGGCAGUAUAUUUGAAGUACUGUGGUCCAUCAUCCAGCCGGGCACAUCAUUUGGCAUCAGUGUGCUUCGAGCUCUCAGGUUAUUGAGGAUCUUCAAAGUCACCAAGUACUGGGCAUCUUUGCGUAAUCUUGUUGUCUCUCUGCUCAACUCCAUGAAAUCUAUCAUCAGCUUGCUCUUCCUGCUCUUCCUCUUCAUUGUUGUCUUCGCCCUGCUGGGCAUGCAGCUCUUCGGAGGACAGUUUAAUUUUGAAAAUGGCACUCCUCCGACCAACUUUGAUACCUUCCCCGCAGCAAUAAUGACAGUGUUCCAGAUCCUGACCGGCGAGGACUGGAACAUGGUGAUGUACGACGGCAUCAAGUCUCAGGGCGGAGUCAACAAGGGCAUGGCCUUCUCUGUCUUUUUCAUCGUGCUCACACUUUUUGGCAACUACACCCUGCUGAAUGUGUUCUUGGCUAUCGCUGUGGAUAAUUUGGCCAAUGCACAGGAACUGACCAAGGAUGAACAGGAGGAAGAGGAGGCUGCCAGUCAGAAAAUCGCCCUGCAGAAAGCCAAGGAGGUGGCUGAAGUCAGCCCACUGUCUGCUGCCAACUUAUCCAUUGCAGCCAACAAAGUACACAGUGAGUGUCACAACGCUACCGACCCCUUUCUGGACUGCAAGGAGCAGCAAAAGAACCACAAUAAGGGGGUCAAUAAGUCAGUGUGGGAACAACGCACCAAGGAGCUGAGAAAACAGACACUGGCGUCUAGCCGCGAGGCCCUCUAUAACGAACUGGAUGUUGAUGACCGCUGGAAGGCAAGGACAGGGAGGGAGGAGCACAACAAUGUCAAUUACUCACGUCACAUCCGCCCAGACAUGAAGACCCACUUGGACCGACCAUUGGUGGUUGACCCUCAUGAGAACCGCAACAACAAUACUAACAAGACUACUGCAAACAAUUCAGAUCUGUGUUUCAGCCAGCAAACACACCUCCGUGAACAUGUUGGCCAAGUAGACGGUGGCAGUGGUGGUGGAGGAGGAGGAGGAGGUGGUCCAGUCAGGCCUCCCUUAGAGCGUGGAGAGUCUACUGAAAGCAGGAGGAGUCGUAAAGCUGAGCACCACCACCACUCUUCUCAUGUCCGCUUAGAUGCCACAGUGAUUCCUGGGCCAGGCUCUGAGGACAGGCCGUCCAGGCGCCACCACCACACCCGGAGUGGCAGCCGAGGAGGAGGGCAGUCCGAACACAGGAAGCCCAGGUCGCAUCGGAAAAACGCCGAAGAUGAGGCUGGCGGGGGAGGAACUGGAAAAACGGGGAGGCACAAGAGCAAAGGAGUAGAAGGAGGUGGAGAGGGAGGAGACCAGGAGGGAGGUGGGGAUGGCAGUGAGAGGAAACCACGAAGAAAUCGCCAUGGCAACCAGACAGAGGGCGAGGGGAAGAGGAUGUGCCAACACAGAAGGAAGGAUUGCAGUGUCCCAAACCUCUCUACCACACGGCCCAUCCAAAAAAGCAUCUCCAGACAGGACAGCCAGUAUAGCGAGGAUAUGGACAAUCUCAUGAACACCAAACUGGUAUCUGGAUCCACCCCACCAAAUGAGGGCCACCCUAAUCUGAUUUCCAACCACACUGUGGUCCCAGGCUUUGGAUCUGCCCUCCAUCUUGCUAAGAGUGGAACCCGUGGGAGUUUGGUCACAAUAGAUAGCUAUGGAAACAUUGGACAUCACCGUGCCAACAGCAUCAUUAGGCUCCAUCACCCUGACUUCACGGCUGUAGAUAUGCCUAUUUUUCCAUCCACUAAUGCCAUACUUCAGGUCAAUAAAAAUGCCAACACUGAGCCUUUGCCGGCAAAAGAAGAUAAAGAUGAUGAUGAUGAUGAAAAGGGAGGGGAAGGAGGACCCAGACCCAUGCCUCCUUUCACAUCCAUGUUCAUCCUGACCACUACAAACCCGUUUCGUCAAGCGUGUCACUACAUAUGCACCCUGCGAUACUUUGAGAUGUGCGUCCUGCUUGUCAUUGCUAUGAGCAGUAUCGCCCUGGCUGCUGAAGACCCCGUCUGGCCUGACUCCCCCCGCAACAAUGUUCUACGUUAUUUUGACUACGUCUUCACUGGAGUUUUCACUUUUGAAAUGCUUAUAAAGAUGGUGGAUCUGGGAUUGGUCUUGCACCCGGGCUCUUAUUUCCGGGACUUGUGGAACAUCCUUGACUUUAUUGUGGUUAGUGGUGCUCUGGUGGCCUUCGCCUUCACCGGCGGCGGGGGGAGCAGUAAGGGUAAAGACAUUAGCACCAUCAAGUCCCUGAGGGUACUGAGAGUGUUGCGACCUCUGAAGACUAUUAAACGUCUUCCCAAACUCAAGGCUGUGUUUGACUGUGUGGUGAACUCUCUGAAGAAUGUGCUCAACAUCCUGAUCGUCUACUUGCUCUUCAUGUUCAUCUUUGCGGUGGUGGCUGUGCAGCUGUUCAAGGGACGCUUCUUUUACUGCACCGAUGAAUCUAAAGAGUUUGAGCGCGAUUGCAGAGGCGAAUAUUUGGUGUAUGAACGUGAUAACGAAGUGAAGGCGCAGAGGCGGGAGUGGAAGAAGUACGAUUUCCACUACGACAAUGUGGCUUGGGCCCUGCUCACCCUCUUCACUGUGUCCACUGGAGAGGGGUGGCCGCAGGUGCUGAAGCAUUCAGUGGAUGCGACUUACGAGAACCAGGGCCCAAGCCCGGGAUACCGGAUGGAGAUGUCCAUCUUUUACGUGGUGUACUUCGUGGUCUUCCCCUUCUUCUUCGUCAACAUCUUUGUGGCUCUGAUCAUCAUCACCUUCCAGGAGCAAGGGGAUAAGAUGAUGGAGGAUUACAGCUUAGAAAAGAAUGAGAGAGCCUGUAUAGACUUUGCCAUCAACGCCAGGCCUCUGACACGCCACAUGCCUCAGAACAAGCUGAGUUUUCAGUACCGGAUGUGGGAGUUUGUGGUGUCACCGCCAUUUGAAUAUACUAUCAUGGCAAUGAUCGCGCUCAACACAGUUGUGCUGAUGAUGAAGUAUGACGGAGCAUCUGAUACCUAUGAAGAUGUGUUAGCCAACCUGAACAUAGUGUUUACGUCCCUCUUCUCCAUGGAAUGUGUACUCAAGAUCAUCGCCUUUGGAGCACUGAAUUAUUUCAAAGAUGCCUGGAAUAUUUUUGACUGUGUGACAGUUUUGGGCAGCAUUACUGACAUCCUUGUCACCGAGCUUGGGAUGAAUAAUUUCAUCAACCUAAGUUUCCUGAGGCUGUUCAGGGCAGCUCGUCUCAUCAAGCUGCUGAGGCAGGGAGAAACCAUCCGCAUCUUACUCUGGACCUUCGUUCAGUCUUUCAAGGCACUGCCUUAUGUCUGCCUCCUCAUUGCCAUGCUGUUCUUCAUCUAUGCCAUAAUUGGGAUGCAGCUUUUCGGGAAUAUUGCCAUUGAAGAAGAUGGAGAGAGUGCAAUCAACCACCACAACAACUUCAGGACCUUCAUACAGGCUCUCAUGCUUCUCUUCAGGAGCGCAACAGGAGAGGCAUGGCAUGAGAUCAUGCUUGCAUGUCUGGGGGGUAAAGACUGUGACCCCCAGUCAGGGAAUCCAGACCCAGAGUGUGGCAGCCAGGUUGCCUACCUCUACUUUGUCUCCUUCAUCUUCUUCUGUUCCUUCUUGAUGCUGAAUUUGUUUGUAGCUGUCAUCAUGGACAACUUUGAGUACCUGACUAGAGAUUCAUCUAUACUGGGACCUCAUCAUCUGGAUGAGUAUGUCAGGAUAUGGGCCGAGUAUGAUCCAGCUGCCUGCGGGCGAAUUCAUUAUAAGGACAUGUACAGUUUAUUACGAGUUAUCGACCCGCCUCUCGGCUUAGGCAAGAAAUGCCCCCAUAGGGUGGCCUGCAAGAGACUUCUUCGUAUGGAUCUGCCUGUGGCUGAUGACAACACGGUUCACUUCAACUCCACUCUCAUGGCACUUAUCCGCACAGCCCUGGACAUCAAGAUCGCCAAGGGUACGGAAGGUGGUAUUGACAAGCACCAGAUGGAUGCCGAGCUGAGGAAGGAGAUGAUGGCGAUCUGGCCCAAUCUCUCCCAGAAGACUCUGGAUUUGCUGGUUACACCACACAAGUCAGCUACAGACCUGACAGUGGGAAAAAUCUAUGCUGCCAUGAUGAUCAUGGAGUACUACCGGCAGAGCAAGAUCAAACGCUCACAGGCCCUUCGUGAUGAGCAGAAUCGAACGCCAUUACUUUUCCAGCGCGUGGAGCCACCAUCCCCAGCCCAGGAUGGGGGCCCGGGACAUAACAACGCCCUACCUCCACUUGAGACAACAGAGACUGUAAACAGCUUGCCGGUGGAGGGGGGAAUCCCAGAAAGUCAUUCUUGGGUGACGGCUCGUGCUCAGGAAAUGUCUCAGAAGGUCGGAAGCUGGAGUCCUGAGGGUCACCCUGAGGAUGGCCUGGGAAGCAUGACCAACUCUCAGACGGUAGAGAUGAGAGAGAUGGGGCAGGAUGGUUACUCGGAUACUGAGCACUUUCCACCAAUGGAAGGCCAUGGCAGGGCCGCUUCCAUGCCCCGCCUCCCAGGCGACAACCAAACCAUUAAUGACAGCAGUCCCAUGAAACGCUCGGCCUCAUCGCUCGGCCACAGCAGGUCUGGACGGGGCCACAGGGACAAAGGAGGCCCGGAUGACUACACCAUGGACCGAGUCAUACCUGAGGAGGGAAGAGCGUCCAGACAUGGACACCGACGAAAAGACAGAAGUCAUCGGGCCUCAGAGAGGUCCCUUUGUCGCUACACGGAAGCUGACACAGGCCUGGGCACAGACCUGAGCACAACCACCCAAUCAGGCGACCUGACGUCCAAGGACAAGGAUCGUGACAGAGAUCGCGGACGGUCCAAAGACCGUAAGCAUCACCAUCAUCACCAUCACCACCACGGCUCUGUGGACAAGGACCGUUAUGUAGCAGAGCGAGGCGGCGAGUACGGACACAGGCACUCCCGCGACAGAGAUCACGACCGGGAGAGGGAGAGGGAAAGAGACAGACGCUGGUCACGAUCACCCAGCGAGGGUCGUGAAUGCAUGACACACAGACAGGGCAGUAGUUCAGUCAGCGGAAGUCCCGUUCCCUCAACCUCGGGGACCAGUACGCCACGGAGGGGCCGCCGACAGUUGCCUCAGACCCCUGCAACACCUCGGCCCCACGUUACCUACUCCCCUGUGGUCCGUAAGGCUAUGCCCACUCCACCUGGGGGUCCCCAGAACCGACCCCCAGCCCCAGCCCCUCGUCGCUUUUCUCCUGAGCCUCCCCUAGGUCAGGGCCCUCCCCCUGCUGGCCUCCCGGUCGCCCACCAUGCUACACCCCGUCAGGGUCACCACCCCCCUCCUCGCUGGGGAGAGACAGGCGGAGGAGGAAUCCCUGUAGAGGGGGAUGGUUGCUUCUACAACCAGGACUACGAGUCCCACCACGAACCACCGGCCUAUGAGCAGGGCCCCAUGCAGGGUGGCAACCCCCAUCCUCAUGCUCUGGUCAACCACCCACUGCCACCUCCCCCUCAGUCGCAGCCUCACAACCCUCAUCCUCAUCCUCUUCCUCCCCCCCAACCACACCCUGUAAACAACCCCCACCCUCAUCCCACACCCCACCCGCAGCCCACUCGUACCUCGCCCAGGACUGCCCGCCAUGCGCCCCCUCCUACCACUGCCCUGACUGGGCCAGUGCAGAGCCAAGUGCAGCCCUCCACCCAGCGCCGCCUGCCCAACGGCUACCGCUCUUCAUCACCUUCCACACAUCUCCAUGGACCCCCACAUACUGGGCCUCACAAGGUCCCCCCUCCAGGUGGGCAUCCUAGGGGUCCCCGUAAGGGCCUGCAUGAACCCUACAGCGAGACGGAGGACGACGACUGGUGCUAGCCUCUGGGGAUGGGGGAGGGGUGUACGGAGGAAAAAGAACUGAUAAAAAGACUGAAAGACAAAGAGAGAAAGAAAGCUCCGAGCCAGAGCACUGACUGCCAAGGGAUAACAUGAUAAUUUCUUUCUUGUCUGUUCAAUUUUUUCCUCUCCUCCAACACUUGACAUGUCCUGCGGACUGUGGGCGAGACGAAGGGAAAGGUGUCAGGAUGAAGGGGUGGAACAGGAAUGCUGAGGCAGGAUGUGGAGAAAAUUACACACCUCCACAUUCUACCCACAUUGUUGUUGCAUUCAUCCUUUGACACCAGAUGAGACAAAACUGAACCUGCAGUUUUUAAGGAUGCAAGCGAGACAGAGGGGUGACGGACACUAGUCUUUGUGUGUCUUAAAUUAUGCCUCUGGCAACGAGCUACAGCCACUUACAAGAUGUCAAGAGUUGCGACUCGACAAAAGACACUUUACAGUCAGAGACAAAAGAACGACCACUUUUUUGCUUCUCAGAGUUAACUUCAGUUAUGUUAGCUGCAAAAAUAAUCCAAUAUCCAAUCCAACCCUCCCAACCACUAGUUGAAUAUUGAUGAGUUUUAUCAUCUGUGUUUUUAAAUUAGAACAAAAGUGACAAUGAGCCCUCCGCCUGUUUAAGGUGAGAAGGCGAAGUGGAUGGGAGAGUUGGGGAGUGUUGUACAGGGUUGAUAAGUCCCUUGGUCAAAACCUAAAGGACAGGAUGUUUACCCCUGUCCCAGGAAAACACCCACCUCCCAGAAACAAACAUCUUAACCAACCUCAACCUCUGGCCUGUGAGGAAAGAAAAAAUAUAAUAUGGAGAUUGAGUUUCAGAAAGCUAAACAAAACAAACCAGUAACUGUUUUCUGCAGUAUUUCUUCUUCUAUUCCUGCAGCUGCUUCUUCUUCCUCCUCCUCCUCUUCUACUUAUUCAAAACAUCGAAGCUUAAAUCUUCUGUUGCACCCUACAUGGCUUCGUUUUUAGACUUGCAGAGUUGUACACCCUGUGGAAUCCUGCAUGAAUGAAACAAAAAAAUAAUACUAAUAACAAUGAAAAUCUACUGUAUGUGAGGGGGGAGGGGGGUUCCGUGGUUCUGUUGUCUGUUUGGUUGCUCUCUUUUUUACAGUGAAAAUGCCUUUCUGUUUGUCUCUCUUUCUCUGCUCUCUGUACGACAUUCCUCUCUCUGUACAUUCACGUCAGUCAAGUGACUGCUAUAGUGAGGCUGGAUAUUUAUGUAUAUCCAAACGUUUAAAAAAAAAAGAUUACUUUUUGCUUGCUUGUCUGUAUGUUCUGUGCCAAAUGCCUGCCACUGAUACAGCUGAAAUUGCACAUAUUUUUUGUGGAAGUACAUUUUUGUAACCGAGGCGAUCAAAUGAUAUAAUGGAAAGCAGGGUAAGCGGAGACAAGAUAGGGUGGCGAAGGAUGCUUCGUCCAAAUCGGUGACUAAUUUUGACUGAUCAGUACCAUGUCAAAGUCUUCCAGGGUUUGGGGUUAAAACAGAGACCCUAGAGAAAAAGAGACCAGCAGAAAGGUGGAUUAAAAAAAGAGAGAAACUCGUCAUCUUUUUGUUAUCGACCCUAACAUGGGAAAUCAGAAAAAUAAUAUGUAAUGUGACAGAUUCUCCAUAUUUGGUCCUAUAUUUUGUUUUGUAUGUUUGUUUAUAUUGAAGCUCAGCCAAUCAUUUGUCCAACCCUGGGAUGGACCCCACAGCUGCAUUGUGGGAGAAUGAGUUUGCACGAGGGUGAAGAGAAGCUGUCGAAAUGCCCGUGUUCCUUCUCUGGCUUUUUAAAGACUAAACAGAGGUUACGAAGUCGGGCGGAUAUAAUCGAGAAUCCCCGUAAACGUAACAUCAAACACAGCUUCUGUGUAUGAACCGAUGCAUCUACUCUCCUGCUGGAGUCGCACCACCACUUGUGACCUUCAGAGGGCGCUCAAAGACAGGAAAGUGUCCCUCUGGUUUUUGUACCUCUCCCUUUAUGUCAUUCAGAGUUGUUACAGCAGCUCAUUCUCUCACUAGUAGACCACCUUGUCUGUGUUCACUACGUGUAAACACAGGCAGCUGAAUUAUAAAGGAUCAUGUUGUCACACAGUUCAGAUGGGUUGGAGAAAAGAUGUCUGGGCCUUGUGGGGUCCAAAAAAACAUCAGUGUUCCGUGUCUGUCACUCCUAUAUAUCUUUAAUUUCUUUCUGUGUGUUUCUCUGUGUGCCUCAAACUAACACUUGUCACUAAUGCACACCACUGUCAGCUCUGACAUUGUUACUGUUUAAUUGAUUUAUUAUUUAUUUAUUUGUUUAUUUUAUAACCUGCGUUUGACCUGGAGGCCUAUCACAUGUUGACCAGAGAAUGCACCGAAAAAAUAGAAAAGAAAAAACUGCCUAUUAGUGUCUUUCCAACCUCAGUGGAAUGUCACAGACAAGUAUUUUUUCACAUCAGUAUACUUAAAUCAGAAAGCACACUAGGUAUGUAGCUCCUGGUUGCUCCUGUAUGUGUGUAUGUGUGUGUGUGUGUGUGUGAGUGUGAGUGGGUUUUUGCUCGUGUGAAUGUGUUUCUGAUGAAUUUUGAUUUGUUUUAUGCUUGCUUUCCUUUCUAUUCUUUGUCUCCAGAAAUCUUUUGGAAAUCUUACAAUGUUUCAGUCAAAUCAUUGUGACUGUCUUCGACUUUGUGAGUGUAUGUUUGUGUGUGUGUGUGUGUGUGUGUGUACAUGAUGUCAGUAACCCCUGAAUGAAACAUGCAAAGCCCCGACCUUUCACCAUCCAUCUUUGUGUCUAUGCUGCAGUGAAAUCCACUAACACGCUGAUUAACCACACAAAGUCUUCAAAAAGCAAUGUAAAGCCGCUACUGAGAAAAAAAAAAAGACAUUUUUUUUUUAAAUACAAAAGAGUAAAAAAAAAAGGAAAAAAUACCUAGUUCCAGAACUGCAUGUGCUAUGUGCAUGCCACACCGUGGGUUAACAGUCAUCUUCAGGACAUAAAAGAAAAAGCAGAUUAAUGAAUUCAAAGGAAUAAAAAAAAAAGAUAUAUAAAUAGAUAGAUGUUUUUAAAAAAUCAACGUUUCCUUUUUUUUCUUCUAUUUUUGAGAACAAAAAAGGUGAAAAAAAUGACAAAAAAAAGUCUAAAGAGUAAAAACACAAAAGAGACUUUGGUGUGAGUCAGAGUCUCGUUUGUUUUCUUCUGUUACAUGGGGUUGAGGCACAACACGACCAUGUUCAGGACACCACAAAAAAAAAAAAAAAAACUAAAAAAAAAAAAGAACUGUUUUUAAAGACAAAAUAUAUACGAAGAAAAGAAAGUACAGUUCAGAAGAUGGUGUAUUAUCCCUUCUACUUUUUUGUGGGAGUCAGGGGAUGCAGGAGCGAGCCAAAUCUGAUGAUGUACUCAUGAACUGGCUGUGGAAACCGUUGAUCUCUCACUCACUCCCUCUUUUUUUCUCUCUCUCUCUAACUCUGUCUCUUACACUCUAUCUCUCGCACUCUCAACCUGUCUCACCGCUAUUUCUACCAGUGCAUUUUGUAAUUCCAAACAGAACUCUUCCUAAAGAAUAAAAUCCAGAGAGAAUGCA